Molecule: messenger RNA, 790 nt
Organism: Aegilops tauschii subsp. strangulata
Lineage: Eukaryota; Viridiplantae; Streptophyta; Magnoliopsida; Poales; Poaceae
Source: RefSeq, a predicted model, not a curated record
CCACCAGAAGAUGUCGCCACUCCUCGAACUGCCACCACACGCGCCCAAUCGUCGGCCUUGAGCGAAGCUGCCGAAAAUCGAUCUACUCAGAGGUGACUCUGUGCUCUCAUGGCCAACAAGGGUGAAGAUCCUCAGGGACUGUGCAUCUGUCCUGAGGUUUCUUCACACACACUCCGAUGGAUGCAUUGUACAUAGAGACAUUAUGGUGACAAUAUCCUUAUAUUUUCGAUCCCUCGACAUUAGCAUGCGCACGCAAAAUUUGCGAAGCCAUCUUAUCUUUUGUGUGCUGAAUUCAUUUUUACAGCUUACCAACAUCUUGCUGAGAGAGGACAUGGAGCCUAAGCUGUCUGAUUUUGGGCUAGCAAAAACGCUGCAAAUGGAGGAGACCAAGGUCUUCACAGAUGUGGGGGGAACCAUUGGUUACAUGGAUCCUGAGUACAUAACACACUCCAAGCUUACUUGCGCAAGUGAUAUCUACAGCUUUGGCGUGGUUGUGCUGCAGCUUCUGUCAGGAAGAAAGGUCAUCGAACUUGACAUUGUUCCACGCGAUUCUCUCACCAAGAAGGCCAAAGAUGCAUCGCCCCUCGGCCUCUCCCCGGAGGCAGAGCUCGCGCCGCCGCUCCAGUCACUGGCUGCGCCGCCGGCUUGUCCCUAUCCUCGAACGCCUGUAGAAAUCUAGGAUGAUGAAGAAGAAAUUGGGUGGACAUGGCCCGAACAAUCCAAGAAGAUAAAAGAAGAAAUUGCAUGGGUGCAGUAGAUCGAAGGGAGGAGAAGGGGAAAAAGGAGACCU